Porites lobata is the source of this 9157-nucleotide messenger RNA. NCBI's taxonomy places the organism in Eukaryota, Metazoa, Cnidaria, Anthozoa, Scleractinia, Poritidae. The record is from the annotation of a GenBank genome assembly.
GUACUUUGGUCAUCGGACUUCGAACGAAGAUGUUUGAUAAUCAUUGUUUUGAUCUUGCACAAAAAUGAGUAUGAACAGAAUAGCUAUCAGAACAAACAAAGGAGAUUAUCUUGGAGGCGAGAAAGUCUACGGGUAGGAAAAAUAUGUUAAUUGUUAUAAUGACUAGUUCAUAAGUACAUGUAACAGGAUCGUGGAUUACGUUUUCGAUUUUAUGCACGCGCGUGCAUGCUCAAACGUUCAUUUUCAUUUCGUGUUCACAUGUUUGGUCAACAUGCUUUCCAGAGACAAAAUGUCGUUUUAAUGCCGAUAGGGUUUCGACACUGAAUUUAACAUACGGACCUUUUUUCCUUUAACUGGUAAUAUGGGGUUAAUUGAUUCAGGUGUUAAUGUUUGAUGAUAUAAAUCUACAAAACAAAAAAUUAAUGAAUUUUUUAAGUAGUGAAAAUCCAUUAACUUUGGCUUAAGCUAUAGCAUUUUCCUUGAUGGGUUGAGGCUUGGGUGGAAAAUAUCAUGCAAAUCACCACAUUAAUUAUUUAUGUCUCUUGGUUCCUCGGGAAAUAGCGUAGGAAAAGUUGAAACAUGGGUAGAAUUUCUCAUCACUAGAGAUAUAAAGCUGCCUUACAUCAGCCAUUAAAACCAGGAAGAAAGGAGCCAAAGAAAGAGUACAGAUGUUUACAAUAUUCACUAUUGGUAUUAAAAAGCAAAAUUGAACAAACCAAAUCAUUCGAAGGGUCACUUAAAUUCAGUUGAAAAUUGCUCUAAAUCAAGGGCCUUACUGUCUGGUUCGGUCUCCCUGCCUCAGCAGUGAAAGAGCUCUCAAAUUAUCUUUGUAGGACAGGGCUAUCAUUAAGAGCUGGGAGCAGGGGAUUACUGUGUGACUAUUAUGAAUGUGGCCCCUGGCUACUUUCAUAGGAAAAUAUAGGAAAGAUAGAACCAAAAGAAAUCCCUAGCUGUUUAAUUCCUGACCUUCUUGUUGUAUUUACCUGGCAACUUGAAAUCUUAGUGACAACCCUGGGUAACAUAGUACUAAAAACACUGUAUUCACUCUUUUCAUCAAGACCAUAAUGUACCAUUAUGGUCGUGGUGAAAAGUGUGAAUAUGGGAGCCUGAUUAUAAGGGAGAGUCUCAAACCUUCACACCUUCUUUGGGUCGGAAAAUGAGGGGAGAUCUGGGCUCCUCCUCUAGAUCCACCAUUUUAAGGAGUCUUCGUUGGGGGCAGUUUUCUCAGCACCAUACUUUCAACCCAGUCUUGCAUCUUUAGAUGUCACUUCUAAACUCACUCAGUUACAGUUACUGUUACAGUUUGUCAGUGGUCUGUGCUUUUGUCUGUAGUGGCAAGUCUUUUACUUACCUCUGUCAUUUUUUGUCAUUUUAUUAUUAAUUUUACAGAACAGUCUAUCUAUGGAUUUGUGGUACUGAUCCAUGCAGAGGAGUAAAACUCAAAUUUAGAGGAUAUGAAAAAUGUGAGCAAUGAAAGUUUGUUUCCCUCAUACUCACAAAUAAUUUUAAUUUAAUUUAAUUUAAUUACUUAUAUUGCGCAGGUAUUCAUAAAAAUGAUCAAAUGAACAUUACAUUAGUAAUAAAAGCAUCAAAAAAUAAAACUACAAACCUAUUUACAAUAAGUAAAACAAUAAGAAUAUAUAUAUAAGAAUAUAUCUUCUGCCAUAAAAACCUAAAAUAUGUAACAAUUAAAAUUCAUUCAACCAUAUAAGCAAACUUAAAAAGGUAUGUCUUAAGAUUGCUCUUAAAGUAAGAGUAAGUUUGACUCUCUAUAAGACGAACACCUCUGUAAAAUGGACACCUAGAGUUGGUCCCUUCCUUUCUUUACUCCCUUUACUUGACUCUCUAUACGACGGACGUCACUUUUAGAUGGACACAAAGUGUAGAUCCCAAAGGUGUCUUCUGCUUAAGAAAGAGUUGACUGUAUACAAUACUAAGAUCACUGACGACUCACCUCUCAGUGACACAUUUUGCAAGGGUUUCACACAAAUUUUUCAACUAAAAUUUGAAAUAGAGUGAUUUCAAGUAUUAAUCUUGGUGCACAUAAUUUCAUACCUAGAUAUCUUGAGGACCGAGCCAAAGGUGAGAUCUGGUAAAAUCUCAAUUGUACACAUGAUCUUCUGUCGGGAGUGUAAUGUGUGACAGGGAAUGUAAGGGUGUACUCCUGAAAUUAUUCCAGUGUGGAAGAAGUGCCAAUCGGAGAAUUUUAUAGAGCUGUAGAAAUUUUCUUUAAUAAAACUUGGAGUGCUAAAAGACUUCACUGGAUCAAGAUGAAAGGGUCACCUGUUUAUGAUUUGGAUUGAGAAAAUUCCAAAACUUAGUAAUAAAUACACUUAACAGUGUGGCUUAUCUUUUUUUAGGUGAAUGGGAAUACAGAGAAGUUCAUCAGGAUGAGGCAACUCAAUUGCCAGUUGAACAGAUUGGAACAAAGAAUUGCAGGAAGGACAUGUUCAGAGCUGAGCUGAGACUCAUAGAAUAUCCAGGUAAUUAUCAAACAGCAAUGUGCAUUAAAAAGCACAUGUGAUUUGUAUUGUACAUUCAAUAUUCAUAUUUUUGGUGUAAAUAUCCAAAAAGUAAAAAGUGGGAAAGAAACUAUAUAAGUUACAAGGAAAGUUAAGAAAAUGAAAUUACAAUUGGUCAAUGAUAACACUUUUAAGAAAAUGCCCAUAUUUUGUAAAGAAGACAACAACGAAUAAAGGAGGUACCAGAGGAAGUGAAGGAUCCUUGGAAGCAUAGUGAAAACAUAUGAGUUUGUUAUCGUUUCGCAGACAUCCUACAAGAAAAGUACCUUUUAAACUUUGUUUUAAGGAGGGCUGUUUGCAUUCCAGGUAUUUCCCAUGAAUGUUUUUUUAUUUAAGGAGGCAGUGUGGCAAAGUGUUCAUCACGUCAGACUCUCACAAUCUGGCAGUCCCGGGGUCGAGUUUCAUUCUAGCCACUUGCUGGAUUUGUUCUCGGUCUUCCCGUGUUCAAAUCCUUGGCCACGAUUGUAAAUAGCCAACUGGUUACCUCCAGCUGCCAAUUGGGGUUUUUAAUCCUGUUAUGUUGUAUUUGAACUAUUUGUUUCUAAGUAUUUGAGUGGAGUGCCUGUAAACUAGCUGGAUAAGGUAAGUGCACCUUCCUUUAUAAAGAAGCCCUUAACCUUAAACCUUUAUCUGAUAUUAAUAACCAGGCAUUUUUUUGUAGAUGGAAUACCUAUGGGAUGUUAUGCUUAUCCAUUCCAUUAUACCCUUCAGCAAGGUCUACCAGGUUAGAUAAUUUUGGAAUGCUCUGUUGGCCCUCUUUAAUAUCUUUCUAGUUGUGAACCUUUUAUUCAAUUUCUUUGAUAACCAGCUUCAUUUGAAGCCAAUGGAAACCAGGCAAAUGGAGACAAGUGGAAAGCAGAAAUCACUUACAAAGUUAUAGCUGAGGUUGACAGACCUGGAUCUGACGAAGAUCUGAAGGUGAGGUAUAAUUUAUUAUUAAUCUGUCUUCUUACCACAAAAAUUUGGUUUUAUUGUCUACCAUGAAAAGAUUCAAGAGCUAAUGUUUAGUGUGGUACGUACCCCUUUGUCAAAGCAAGUCAAGGGUUUGUGGGUUCUAUGUGUUUUACAUGAAUGUGUGGCCAAUAUAGCUACUCCAGUGAUUUUGUUACCUGUAUGUCCUGCCUCCCUGAUGCAAAAAUAUCCCCAGAUGCAAAAUGAUUCAUGGCAAUGCAUCCCAUAGGAUGCAAAGAUCAAUCAUUUCAUCUGAGGAUGUUGUAAUUUGUAGAAUAUCCUGUUCGUGUGAUUUCUGUGGCUGUCCUGGGUGUUGUUUAAAACGAUGCAUAUUUUUCUUUUAGUCUUUGUUGUUUUUUCAAUCUAUAGACGGAAUAUAACAUUAUUUUUAUUUCUGUCAGUGACUUGUUUAAUACAGAGUUUUGGAGUCUGUCUCCAGAUUAACUGUCUGGUUACAUAAAGGCCCAAGGAUUUUCAGUUUAGGACUUGUAGUUUUUUUGAACUGGAUUCAUUGGCUCUGCAAUGAGACUCAUGAUUUCUCUCAAGAUGAGUCCCCGGACUCACGUGACCAUAACUAUUUGCAACAAAAUCACUGGCUACUGUAUUGGUGGUAAGCAUGCAUUGUAAAAUGGAAAACAAGAUAAAAUUAGCUGAAUGAAGAGUUUUCAUUGAUUCAGUGCACCCCCGAACUUUAAAUAGAGUGUUGUAUUUUGGCAUCAGGAGCAAAAGCUAGAGUAAACCCUUGUGACUUCUUACCAAGAUUUUGGGUAGUUUUGUUUUGAUCCUUUUGGGCAAAUAGUGAGCUGGAAAUAGCCUAAAAAAUUGGCAGAAUCUCCAGUUGUAUGUUAGGGGGAAUGAAAUGCCGGUCAUUGCCGUUGUCUAGAGAAUACAACAUUGAGUAAUCAGUAUCCGUUGACUGGAAAAACAUUUUUUGGUCAUAAGUGGAUGCUCUGAAACUCUGUAUUUAAGCUUGAGCAAUUCAAAAACAAACUCCAUUUGCACAAAUUAUGAAAUUGUUCCAACUUUUAAUGAGAGUUUAAUAUUUGUAGUACACCGUGACACAUUUAUGACUGAAUUUCUUAUUAUUUUGUGUUAUGUUGAGGCUUCACAAGUCAUCACAGUGAAUGAAAACCUUCCCCUUUCACCUGUUGAGCCUGAGACUGUGACAGAACGAAGAACUGUUAAAAUGUGUUGCUGCAUUCCAAAAGGAGAUGUUUUGCUUAAUUCCUGGUAUGUCUUUGGUUCCUUGUCUGCUGCAAAAUAAAAUUAAGCAUCUCAUGCCCAUUAAAUUUAUUUUUGGAUACCUUCUCAAAAAUUAUCUUAUUUUUUGGUUCAAGAAACUGAGUUGUCCACCAUUUCAAAAUCAUAACCAGCCACAAAUGUCUUGUAAUUUAACAAUUUAUUUUAUUUGUAUUGAAGUCCUGCAUGUCAUGUAGAUGUUUUAAAAUUAAUGAUGUCCAGGAAACAUUCACUAGAAAAGUGCAAGACAUCACAACUUGAAUAAUGUGCACAUGCUCUUCAACUACACAGUUUAACAGUUAUGUACCUACCUCAGUUAACUAGUAAUAUUAUUAUUAUUACUACAACAGUUACUGUCCCCAUUCAACAGAAAAGUCUUAGAUGCUGAUGAAUUAUUGCAACUGAAGAUGUUACAAACUACUUAUUAAUUGAGAGUGAGGUUAUUAUAGGGAAAUCUCAGACAAAGGCCUUGAUGUAUUGACUUCACUAUCGCUCAGUCAAUACAUCAAGGCCUUGGUCUGAGAUUUCCAUGUAAAUAUGACUGAACUGAUGAGGUUAAUAAGUUAGUUAUUAUAUGGCCUGUUCAUUAUGGACCUGAGUCUGUAAUCAAUUAAAACCAACAACAACUAUAAAAAAAACAGGUCACCUGAAUGAGUUGUACAGUUGAGCCUACAAUAUAGUCUGGUCACACUGGUCUGUGGGUGCCCUUUUUGACAGCUGUCAAUUGACCAUAACAUGUAUGUCCAUAAGGAUAUCCACUAUCAAGUUAUACACAGAUUGAAUACACCUACAAGAAAAUAGCCAAUCAGAGCGUGCGUACUAUUGUAGCCAUAUAAUAAUAAACAAUGAUUGUUCUCUUUCUUUGGCUCAAGGCUGGAAAAAAAGGUUUACACAUCUGGUGAAUCAGCUGUACUACAUGUUGAUGUUAAAAACAACUCUAAUGUGGAUAUUGAUGCUUUCAUCAUUAAGGUAGCCAAAUAACAUGCUUUUUUGACAUUCAUUUCUUUCAUUUUAGUUGUAGUGUCAUUUGAUUUUUAUUCAUUGUUUUCCUUAAAGUUGCAGCAACAUCUAAAAUCUUUAAAGCUACAUGUCAUUUCCCUGUUUUUUUUUUUAUUUUGUUUUGAUACAUUAAAUGUAUGACCAAUAUUUGUUUUAUUUUUUGUGGUGUAUUUUUUAAAUGGUAGCUUAUUAGAGUGGUAAAUCUCAGACCUCAAGACAAAGAGCUGUCAUCAUCUGUCAGCAGUCAUGAGAGCAGACCAUCCAUGCAGUCAGUGAGAAUCCCUGUUAUUAUAGACACUAUGCUGCAGAAGUCAUUGGAUGGUUGUCAGGGAAAGCAGCUCCGAAACUUGUAAGUAACUUUAAGCCAAGACUUUGUCUUUAAUAACUAACCAAAGACCUAAGAGUUCCAUACCAUUAUUCUUCCCGUAUUUUUUUUGCCAAAAAUGGUGCAAAUUCAUUUAUCAAGAAAGGAACUUUAAAAUGGAUCUCCAUAAAAAUAUUUAAAGGUCAUAACUGCAAACAAAUACAAAUUAAAUUAAAUUUUUUGUCAUUAAUAAUAAUUAAAAUCUACGGUUGAGUUUUUGUGCCAUCAUUGACAUGUGCAGUUCCAAACUCCCGAAAAUUGGUGACAAUCUUCUUCAUAUUGCUUCAGGGAAUUACCUCUUGAUCUAUGGGAGGAGUCUACACGGGCAGAAUUUCAGCCUUCUACAAAUGGUUUGAUCAUAAAGGUAAACAAUGAUAAUUUACUAAUACACAGUAGCUGGAGAGACUGUAUUGAUUCUGAAAUGGGAGGUGUGAGGUGGAGGACAGAGUCACCCAGUGGCUAUUUACACAAGGUUAUAGGAUCAAUUUUCUAUGAUGACAUUGGCAAUAUUUUAUUGGCACUUGACUCUUGUUGAGUUUAAAUGUGAAUCCACAUAAUUCAGCCUGCACUGCAGAUGGAACUAAACUUCUGCUUUAGUCCAUCUGAAAAGCAGCACCAAGAUCCGAGUUCUGGGCCCCAGUUGUGUACCAGGAUUUGAGUACUUGCCAUGAUCGCCCUGCUAAAAAAGCCGUUGCUGAUUUGCCAAUCAGGCCCGGGUUGCUAGAAGCAUGGUUAGUGCUAACCAGCAUUAAAUACCAUGGAAACCUAUACAUUUUGAUACCUCUUAACCAACGGUUAGCACUAACCAGGCUUCGAGCAACCGGUCCCAGGUUGAAAGGAAACUCAAAAUGUAUUUCCAGUAAUUUGUUGAGCCCGUUGGGGGCCUAGAACAAAGAUGUCCAUGUUGUUUAAAUUACCUCUGCGAUGCAGGGUAACAUAAUUAAAGUGUUGCAAAGAUACCGGUUGAUCAGCACUUCCUCAGGAGAAAAAAAAAGGAGGAAGAGAAGGGAUAGUUUAUUCAAAGGAUCUGGAAUUUUCAAUCUUUUCAAUCUGAGUAGGGUCUUUAUUUGAGGAUUUACAGUACUAUAUAACUUUCCAUGCAAGGGUACUAAUGUCAUAAAUCUGUUUUGUUCUUAAUGUUUUAGAGUAAAUACCAUGUUGAUGUUGAGAUGGACAUUAAGUGGGCACAGCCCAUCUCUGUUCAGUUGCCUGUAACAUUAAGAGCACCUCCAAACCAAUCGGUGAGCCACAUUUUAUUACUUUUUCUUGUUAGUGAACAGGGACAAGUUGCUUGAAGCCUGGUUAGCUCUUUUCCUUAACAGAACAUUUGAGUUGCCAUGGCAACUAAACCUGGACUUUAGCUAAUCAACUUCUGAACAAUCGGGCCCUGGUCACCCUUAAUUUGUUUAUUGUGUCUGUCAUGUCAUGUGGAGUUUUUGCUUAGUUAAUACUUUUUUUUUAUUAUUUGUCAGUGGAGUGAUUGGGAACCACCUCCCUGGGUGUACAACUGUCGUGUAAUUAAGAUCACUGGUCCUUGUGCUGUCCCAGAGCAUCUAUUAGGUAAGUACCCUCCAACCCCUUGUAGUCCAUAUGUGAAGUUUUUUCAAACUUAAGCAGAAUCACAUUUUUAAGUUUUUUUUUGAGACUUUUGAUAACCAGUCAGUUGAAAGAGUGCUGCCCUCAGACUACAAAGCAUGUGUCAAAAGUUGAAAAGAAUUUUAAUGAAUAUAUGGAAAAGUACUGAAGUAUACACAGCUUUUCUUUUUAUGGGCCACGCAUUUUGGAAAGAGAACAUUGAAAACAGAGUAAUUAUUGGGAUCAAACGUUUUAAAUUGUUGUCUAAGGAUGACAACGGCCUAUUUGAAUAAAAUAGGUCUUAAAAUGAGGGAAUGACGUUUCAAAGAACUUAGCUCCUCCUAGGGUGUGGCCAUGUCCCUCACUCCACUUUCCCCUUCCCCCAAGGAAAGUACACUUCUGGGGCAUAUUUUUUGCCUUACCAGCCAUGAAUGGUCCCUUACUUUCUGAGCUUACAGGGAGAACACUGCACACUAAUGCGUUUUCAAAAGUAUGCAUUUUGUUGUCAUGAUCAAAAACACGUAGAUCCAGCCAUGUCCACAUUACUUUUGAAGUGUUUUUGACCAUCCACACCAACACAUUCGAAAACGAUAGAAUUGUAUGUUGUGAUGUCAGUUGAAGUCUAUGCACAUGCUAAAAACACAUGCAAAUAAUGUGCAUGCAAUAGUUUUGGUCAUCAUUUUCACUUUGAUGCAUUUUCGACCGUUUUUGACCAUCCACACCAAUACAAUAUGUAUCAAUUUUGUUUAUCCACUUGCAAGAGCCUUUCAAAUCGAUGUGUUUUCAAUGAAAACGCUCAGCAUACUGGUCUUAAAUUACUAGUGUGGAUGGGGCCUCAGCCAAAAUCCUUAAUAAUAGUUAUGUUUAUUAGAUCACCUGUUUUUAGCCUCUUUUGUUUGUUUUCUUUUCUAGGUUCCAAAAUGUUUGCCAACAUCCCAGGGAUCCAGGCAGACCCUUUUUGAUAAUUUUUUUAAAAUUGUAUUACAUAAUAAUUAAUUAAAUUAUGUAUAAUAUGAUAUAAUAUUACCUUGCAGACCUUAUUAGGUCAAUUACACUUGAUUUCAUACUUAGUGGAUUGAAUUUUUACCGAAGUGAUCAAUAAUUGUUUAAUGUCAAUUCAUCGUUCCCCCAGCAAUGCUUAGUAGCUUGCCAUUAGUACCUGUAAUAGAAGAAUGUAAUUAUUAUUUUCUUCUUCAAAGGAACCUAAAAUAUUUAGUGUAAUUCACGAUAUUCACAUGGCAUGGCAUUGGUAAUACAUAUACAAAUAUUGCGUUUAAACUGACAAUUUUCUUGCAAUUUGUUUAUUUUCCAGGGAUAUUUUUAAUAGUAAAUCUGAGGUAGUACAGUUUUGUUUUUGUUACAAACAAGAAGGGUUAGUAGAAAGAAUUUUUUUGUGUGCUACAGUUUUUUAUAUUUGCCCAGAGCUCUGGGGACCUGGCUAGUGCAAGCGACAUCUCAAUUGUUGCACCCUGAUUGGGUUUGACUUGCAUCUGUAACUGUAAUAAUG